AUGGCUACCGUUCACUUUUUCCCAUAUGGUGCGUCGGCCAGUCCGAUCUUCCUCUUACUAUUCACUCUAACUGUAACUUCUGCCGUUUCUAACUAACCCGAACUCAACCGUAUAUUUCAGUUUGCCCAGCAGCUCAACGAGUAGGAUCAGCGAUGAGCGCGAGAAGAUCGUCUCGAAGGUUAGAUUUGAGCGGUAGCGCGGCCCUGAAUUACGUGUUCAGGGACUGCCAGCCGACCGCUUUGGCUUCUUCGUCAUCCAGACGCUCGGCGCGAGCCAAGCAGGAGCAAGAAUCGAAGAGAAAGGAGGAGAAGAAGCGAGCGGAGGAGUCGGGAUCCGAAUCCGAGGAGGAGGAAGAAGAAGAAGAAGAAGAAGAAGCAGAGAAGAAGCCGUCGACUUCUGCGGUCAAGAAGAACAAGAAGAAGGUGAACGAGAAAGAAGAAGAAGAAGAGGAGGAGGAGGAGAUGGACGCGGACACGGAAGAAGUCUUUCCGAAGAUCCGCGCGAUCCUCGGCCACGUCGUCGUCAACGAUCACUACGUCGACUAUAUUGUCCGUCUUGAGAACGGAGAGCGUCGUGAGGGUGUGACCGAGUUUGACUUCAGGGUAAGCACCUGCCACCUCCAUUUUUCAAUCUACACAAUCGCUUUUUUCAGGGCCAGACGGCACUGCUUGACCAGUACAAGUUCUCGGUCACAAAGAAGGAGGAUCUCAACGAUCAGGAGUAUCAGGUGGAGAAGAUUCUCGCGAGUCGCCUUGUGAAGAAGGACGGACGCUUGCAGCCGUUGUACCUCGUCAAGUGGAAGGGAUGGCCGAAUCCGGUGUCGCACUCCGAGAUGUACGAGUCGGAAAUGCCGGUGAGGAGGGGGUGCUCGCACCGUAGUCGAGCUGGAAAGUGUGGUUAGGAGGGCUCCUAGCAGAGCCCAAACGUUGAACCUUAUGAAAGUCUGAAGUACACAUGGUGCAUCGACCAUCUAGGUGCUAGUUCAAAGAGCGGUCAGAAAGUUUGUUAGGAUUAUAGAUAUUUACUCUCAAUGUUCCACAAAUCGUUGACAUCUACCCCAAUUUUCAGGAGUGCAAAGAGCUCAUCAAGAAUUUCAAACUCACCUCUCGCUCGCCAAGAUCGCAUAAGAAGAAGCCGAAGAGAAAUAAUCAUCUCUUGCCGUCCGACCUCGGCGACGACGACAAAGAGGAUCGGAAGAAGAAGAAGAAGAGAGCUCCGAAAGCUGAAUCUUCCGACGACGACGACGAAGGGCCGUCUUCUUCGUCCUCGCCGAAGAAGAGAUCUUCCCGAUCGGCCAGAGUCAAGAAAACCGAGGAGAGAGCAUCGUCGGAUGGGGAAGAAGAGGACAAUGAGGAGCACGAGGUUCGUAAGAGCUCUCGACGUGCUCCGCCAGCCCACAAGAGCCCAAAAACUGUGGCCACGCCGAGACUGAUGUUCGACGACGAGGACAGCGACGGAGCUGAGGAGCAUGAUCGAGAGCAGAAGGACGUCGGUGACUCUAACAGCGAUGACGACGGAUCGUCAUCGAAGAAGAAGAUGGUGAAGCAGCCUUCGAAGCAACCAGAGCCAGACUCGGACGAUUCCGAUGAGGACGAGGAGAAGAACAAGAAGGAGUUCUUCAAAAAGGGCGAAAAGAAGAAGGUUCGCGAGGAGACUAGCGACGAGGAAGAAGAAGAAGAAGAAGAAGAAGAAGAGGAGCAGGAGCCGGCGAUAAAGAGACUCCGAGUCAAUCCGAAAAAGUCGAGAAAGAUGGUCGCGUCGGAUGAGGAUGACGAGGCCCAAGACGAUGGUCGGCCAGGACCGAGCAGUGGUGAGUAGGGAGCGUGUCGAAUCUUUAGAACAUUCGAUAGAAUCCGUAGAAGUUUCUACACAGUCUAGAAUCGUUUUUUUUUGUUUGGUAUCCUAGGCCACGACCAUCAUUAAUUCCUAUCAUUUUUGAGGUCGCAAACGCUCGGCUCGCCGCUAA
Molecule: messenger RNA, 1966 nt
Organism: Caenorhabditis sp. 36 PRJEB53466
Lineage: Eukaryota; Metazoa; Nematoda; Chromadorea; Rhabditida; Rhabditidae
Source: the annotation of a GenBank genome assembly